Echinops telfairi (small Madagascar hedgehog) is the source of this 1057-nucleotide messenger RNA. RefSeq names its product translocase of outer mitochondrial membrane 6 (gene TOMM6). Bases 149 to 727 code for a protein of 192 amino acids. Gene Ontology annotation, cellular component: mitochondrion; mitochondrial outer membrane translocase complex. The record is from RefSeq and is a predicted model, not a curated record. NCBI's taxonomy places the organism in Eukaryota, Metazoa, Chordata, Mammalia, Afrosoricida, Tenrecidae. The transcript has 3 exons.
GGCCGGCGGGACAGCCAAGCUGCUCCCACCCCCACCCCUGAUAAAAAUCCGAGGCUGAACGCAACCGGGAGCAGGCCUAGGAAAGGAGACGAGGCGACACACUUGUGGGUACUCUCCUCUGACCCCCACACGGCCCGGGACGACGGAGAUGGCCCGAACCCCAUCAGCCCCAAAGUGCGCCCCCCUUACUGGCCAGCCCCCCUCCCUUCUCCGGGCUGGAAAGCCUCUUCUCCCCGCACUCUCCUCUUCGGCCAAUAAAGCCAUUUCUCAGCGACCACGUGUGACCGUGACAGGCCGGAGGCCCUGGAGGGAGGGUGGUGGGCCCGGGGCAGGGCCCGCUACGGCGGGGCCGCUCGCCUCCCGGGCCGGAGUUCGCAGGCACCCAGAACGCGGCCGCAGCACCCCCUACCGGCGGGCGGAAGUGCGGGACCGGAAGUGCGUAAUCCACUGGCGCCCACGCCGUGCGUCCAGAGAGCCCGCUGCGGAACUCGAAGGUGCCGCCAUGGCUUCCACCGGCGUCGGCGCGAGCGCUGCGGGAUCUGCAAAUGAAACGCCCGAGAUCCCCGACAACGUGGGCGAUUGGCUUCGGGGCGUCUACCGCUUCGCCACCGAUAGGAAUGAUUUCCGGAGGAACUUGAUCCUCAACUUGGGACUUUUUGCAGCAGGCGUUUGGCUGGCCAGGAACUUGAGCGACAUUGAUCUAAUGGCACCCCAGCCUGGGGUGUAGCCACCUAGCAGGUUCUACCAUUCUCAGCUGCAGGGAGCUAGUCUGCAGGUGAGGGUGAAGUCUUGCAGAGAUCGGCUGAGAGGGAGCAUUUGCAGGUGACGGUCUGCUCUUUCCCGCCCUUCCUGCCCCCCACCUCCACCCCUCCACACUCCUGUCCUGACAUCACCGCUGCCGUGUAGCCCACCUGAACUGGCUUUUUGCCCUUCCUUCUUGCAGCGCCUCUACCCUGCCCCGAGUCUAUAGAGGCCCGAAGCACUGUGUGGUGAAAGCUUCUCUUCCAGAGGUGCCGAGUGUGCGCAGUCUGGAUAUCUUUAUCCGUUUUUAGUGCAA